AUGUACAGAGAGCGAGGGAUUGGUAUGUCCAAGACCGAGGUCGAUCAUCGAAAGCAGCGGAUUAGCGAUGUCCUCGAUAAGCAUCUCGACCGAUCCUCUCCGUCCAGUUCCAGACCCACCAACGGCAAGGAUCUGUUUCUUUUCAUGAACAAGCAGCAACCACCUGAUCACAACAACAACAAUAUUGACCAUCUCCUCUCUAAGGACAACAACGUCUCCGUUGUGGAAUCUGACACGGACAGUGAAGAGUCUGAUGUUAGUGGUUCUGAUGGAGAUGAGACGUCGUGGAUUUCAUGGUUUUGCAAUCUAAGAGGAAAUGAGUUCUUUUGUGAAGUUGAUGAUGAUUACAUACAAGAUGACUUUAACAUGUGUGGGUUAAGCAGUCAAGUUCCUUAUUACGAUUAUGCGCUUGAUUUGAUUUUGGAUGUGGAAUCCUCGCAUGGUGAUAUGUUCACAGAAGAACAAAAUGAACUGGUUGAAUCAGCAGCAGAGAUGCUUUAUGGACUGAUUCAUGCUCGAUACAUAUUGACCAGCAAAGGGAUGGCGGCUAUGCUGGACAAGUACAAGAACUAUGACUUUGGGAGAUGCCCAAGAGUUUACUGCUGUGGACAACCUUGCCUUCCGGUUGGUCAAUCAGACAUUCCUCGGUCAAGCACUGUUAAAAUAUGCUGCCCCAGAUGUGACGAUAUAUACUACCCACGUUCCAAGUAUCAAGGCAGUAUCCUUUAUUGCAUCCAAUUUUCUUUUACUGCAUAUGACCUAUUACCUUUACUCUGUUUAGACAUUGAUGGAGCAUAUUUUGGAACGACAUUUCCUCACCUGUUUCUAAUGACUUACGGGCAUCUGAAGCCGCAAAAGGUAGUGCAGAGCUAUGUUCCUAGAGUAUUUGGGUUCAAGCUACACAAACCAUAA
This is a messenger RNA of Dovyalis caffra, 912 nucleotides long. The record is from the annotation of a GenBank genome assembly. Lineage: Eukaryota; Viridiplantae; Streptophyta; Magnoliopsida; Malpighiales; Salicaceae.